AUGUCCAAAUGGGUAGAAGCUGCAGCAUUGCCCACUAAUGAUACAAGAGUGGUGGUGGAGUUUUUGAAGAAGAACAUAUUCACCCGUUUUGGGACCUCGAGAGCGAUUAUCAGUGACGGAGGCACCCACUUCUGUAAUAGAGCCUUCGAGAAGUUGCUAGCAAAGUAUGAUGUACGCCACAAGGUGGCUACCCCUUAUCACCCGCAUACCAGUAGAAAGGUGGAAGUGUCUAAUAGAGAGAUAAAAAGUGUAUUGACCAAGACUUUGGUGUUCGGGAAGGCCUGCCACUUGCCAAUGGAACUUGAACAUAAAGCUUGGUGGGCACUGAAACAACUGAACCUAGACAUUGAGGCCGCGGGCACAACGAGAAUCACUGAAUUGCAUGAGCUUGACGAGUUCCGACAUCUUGUUUUUGAGAGCACAAGGUUGUAA
Messenger RNA from Nicotiana tabacum (common tobacco), 432 nucleotides. Lineage: Eukaryota; Viridiplantae; Streptophyta; Magnoliopsida; Solanales; Solanaceae. The record is from RefSeq and is a predicted model, not a curated record.